GGCGACGGGAACCCGAAGGAGAGCAGCCCGUUCAUCAACAGCACUGACCUGGAGAAGGGGAAGGAGUACGACGGGAAGAACAUGGCGCUCUUCGAGGAGGAGAUGGACACCAGCCCCAUGGUGUCCUCGCUGCUCAGCGGCCUGGCCAACUACACCAACCUGCCGCAGGGCAGCCGGGAGCACGAGGAGGCAGAGAACAACGAGGGGGCCAAGAAGAAGCCCGUCAAGGCUCCCCGCAUGGGCACCUUCAUGGGCGUCUACCUGCCCUGCCUGCAGAACAUCUUCGGCGUGAUACUCUUCCUCCGGCUCACCUGGGUGGUGGGCAUCGCCGGCAUCAUGGAGGCGUUCUGCAUGGUGCUGCUUUGCUGCUCGUGUACGAUGCUGACGGCCAUCUCCAUGAGCGCCAUCGCGACCAACGGAGUGGUGCCAGCUGGCGGCUCCUACUACAUGAUCUCGCGCUCCCUGGGCCCCGAGUUCGGAGGCGCAGUGGGGCUCUGCUUCUACCUGGGCACCACCUUUGCCGGCGCCAUGUACAUCCUGGGCACCAUCGAGAUCCUGCUGGCAUACAUCUUCCCGCCCAUGGCCAUCUUCAAGGCGGAGGACGCCAGCGGCGAGGCGGCCGCCAUGCUGAACAACAUGCGGGUCUACGGGACGUGCGUCCUCACCUGCAUGGCCACCGUGGUCUUCGUGGGCGUCAAGUACGUCAACAAGUUCGCCCUGGUCUUCUUGGGCUGCGUCAUCCUCUCCAUCCUGGCCAUCUACGCCGGCGUCAUCAAGUCUGCCAUCGAGCCCCCGUCCUUCCCGAUCUGCCUGCUGGGGAACCGGACCCUGUCGCGCCACGGCUUCGACGUGUGCACCAAGAUCAUCCAGGUGGGCAACGAGACGGUGGGCUCCCAGCUGUGGGAGCUGUUCUGCUCCUCGCGGUUUCUCAACGCCACCUGCGACGAGUACUUCACGCUGAACAACGUCACGGAGAUCGAGGGCAUCCCCGGGGCCGCCUCCGGCCUCAUCCGAGAAAACCUCUGGAGCUCGUACCUGACCAAGGGGGUGAUUGUGGAGAAGGCGGGGAUGGGCUCCGUGGCGCCCGCAGAGGCGGUCCUGGACAUGGACCAGCCGUACGUCUUCAGCGACAUGACUUCGUACUUCACGCUCCUGGUUGGCAUCUACUUCCCGUCCGUCACAGGGAUCAUGGCCGGCUCCAACCGGUCCGGGGACCUGCGGGACGCCCAGAAGUCCAUCCCCACCGGCACCAUCCUCGCGAUCGCCACCACCUCAGCAGUCUACAUCAGCUCGGUGAUCCUCUUCGGGGCCUGCAUCGAGGGCGUCGUCCUCCGGGACAAGUUUGGGGAGGCCGUCAGCGGAAACCUGGUGGUGGGCACCCUGGCCUGGCCCUCCCCCUGGGUGAUCGUCUUCGGCUCCUUCUUCUCCACCUGCGGAGCCGGCCUGCAGAGCCUGACGGGGGCCCCGCGCCUCCUGCAGGCGAUCUCCCGGGACGGCAUCGUGCCCUUCCUGCGGGUCUUUGGCCACGGCAAGGCGAACGGGGAACCCACGUGGGCCCUGCUGCUCACCGCCUGCAUCUGCGAGAUCGGGAUCCUCAUUGCCUCCCUGGACGAGGUGGCCCCGAUCCUCUCCAUGUUCUUCCUGAUGUGCUACAUGUUCGUCAACCUGGCCUGCGCGGUCCAGACGCUGCUGAGGACGCCCAACUGGCGCCCGCGGUUCCGCUACUACCACUGGACCCUCUCCUUCCUGGGCAUGAGCCUCUGCCUCUCGCUGAUGUUCAUCUGCUCCUGGUACUAUGCGCUGGUGGCCAUGCUCAUCGCCGGCCUCAUCUACAAGUACAUCGAGUACAGAGGGGCGGAGAAGGAGUGGGGUGACGGGAUCCGUGGACUCUCGCUCAGCGCGGCCCGCUACGCGCUCCUGCGGCUGGAGGAAGGGCAGCCCCACACGAAGAACUGGAGGCCGCAGCUGCUCGUGCUUGUGCGUGUGGAUCAGGACCAGAACGUCGUCCAUCCGCAGCUGCUGUCGCUCACCAACCAGCUGAAGGCGGGCAAGGGGCUGACCAUCGUGGGCUCGGUGCUGGAGGGCACCUUCCUGGACAACCACCCCCAGGUCCAGCGGGCGGAGGAGUCCAUCCGGCGGCUGAUGGAGGCGGAGAAGGUGAAGGGCUUCUGCCAGGUGACCACCUCGUCCAGCGUGCGCGACGGCAUGUCCCACCUCAUCCAGUCCAGUGGCCUCGGGGGGCUGCAGCACAACACGGUCCUGGUCGGCUGGCCACGCAACUGGCGCAGCAAGGAGGACCACCAGACCUGGAGGAACUUCAUCGAGCUGGUGCGAGAGACCACAGCUGGGCAUGUGGCGCUGCUGGUGGCCAAGAACCUGGCCAUGUUCCCGGCCAACACGGAGCGCUUCUCAGAGGGCCACAUCGAUGUCUGGUGGAUCGUGCACGAUGGGGGGAUGCUGAUGCUGCUGCCCUUCCUGCUGCGCCAGCACAAGGUCUGGCGCAAGUGCAAGAUGAGGAUCUUCACCGUGGCCCAGAUGGACGACAACAGCAUCCAGAUGAAGAAGGACCUGACCACCUUCCUGUACCACUUGCGCAUCACGGCGGAGGUGGAGGUGGUGGAAAUGCACGAGAGCGACAUUUCCGCCUACACCUACGAGAAGACGCUGGUGAUGGAGCAGCGGUCGCAGAUCCUCAAGCAGAUGCACCUCACCAAGACGGAGCGGGAGCGCGAGAUCCAGAGCAUCACCGACGAGUCGCGUGGCUCCAUCCGGCGUAAAAACCCGGCCAACACGCGCCUGCGCCUCGGCGUGCCGGACGAGCAGGUGGGCAACACCGAGGAGCGGCCAGAGGAGGAGGUGCAGCUGAUCCAUGACAAAAACGCCACCACCUUCUCGAGCAGCUCGCAGUCGCCGGGGGAGGACGAGGCGGAGGCAGAGGCGGCCCCCGAGAAGGUGCACCUCACCUGGACCAAGGAGAAGGUGGCCGAGAAGAACAAGGCCAAGAGCCCCGUCAGCCCCGAGAGCAUCAAGGACUUCUUCAGCAUGAAGCCGGAGUGGGAGACCCUGAACCAGUCCAACGUGCGGAGGAUGCACACGGCCAUCCGGCUCAACGAGGCGAUCGUGAAGAAGUCGCAGGAGGCCAAGCUGGUGCUGCUCAACAUGCCGGGCCCUCCGCGGAACCGCAAGGGCGACGAGAACUACAUGGAGUUCCUGGAGGUGCUGACGGAGCACCUGGACCGGGUGCUGCUGGUGCGCGGCGGCGGCCGGGAGGUCAUCACCAUCUACUCCUGA
Messenger RNA from Varanus komodoensis (Komodo dragon), 3291 nucleotides. It is a transcript of the gene SLC12A5, whose product is annotated as solute carrier family 12 member 5. Lineage: Eukaryota; Metazoa; Chordata; Lepidosauria; Squamata; Varanidae. The transcript has 25 exons. The record is from RefSeq and is a predicted model, not a curated record. Gene Ontology annotation, cellular component: membrane. The coding region runs from base 82 to 3291 and encodes 1069 amino acids. Gene Ontology annotation, biological process: chloride transmembrane transport; potassium ion import across plasma membrane; chloride ion homeostasis. Gene Ontology annotation, molecular function: potassium:chloride symporter activity.